Messenger RNA from Odobenus rosmarus divergens (Pacific walrus), 1855 nucleotides. RefSeq names its product epidermal growth factor receptor pathway substrate 15 (gene EPS15). The transcript has 13 exons. The record is from RefSeq and is a predicted model, not a curated record. Bases 1 to 1761 code for a protein of 586 amino acids. Lineage: Eukaryota; Metazoa; Chordata; Mammalia; Carnivora; Odobenidae.
AUGUAUUUAAAAAACGAUUCAGGGUUAGGAGGAUGGAUAACCAUACCGGCUGUAGCUGAUGUUCUCAAAUAUUCUUGCAUUGUUUGCUGGUCUUCUAGGGAAAAGAAUAAUGUGGAACAGGACCUUAAGGAGAAAGAAGAUACUAUUAAACAGAGGACAAGCGAGGUUCAGGAUCUGCAAGAUGAAGUUCAAAGGGAGAAUACUAAUCUGCAAAAACUCCAGGCCCAGAAACAGCAAGUACAGGAACUCCUUGAUGGAUUAGAUGAGCAGAAAUCCCAGCUGGAGGAGCAACUGAAGGAAGUUAGAAAGAAAUGCGCUGAGGAGGCCCAGCUGAUCUCAUCCCUGAAAGCUGAAUUAACUAGUCAAGAAUCGCAAAUCUCUACUUAUGAGGAAGAGCUGGCCAAAGCUAGGGAAGAGCUGAGUCGCCUACAGCAAGAAACGGCAGAAUUGGAGGAGAGUGUGGAGUCAGGGAAGGCUCAGCUGGGACCUCUUCAGCAGCACCUGCAAGAUUCACAACAGGAAAUCAGUUCAAUGCAGAUGAAACUGAUGGAAAUGAAAGAGCUGGAGAACCGUAAUAAUCAGUUAAAUUGGUGCAGUAGCCCACACAGCAUUCUUGUAAAUGGUGCUACAGAUUAUUGCAGCCUCAGCACCAGCAGCAGUGAAACAGCUAACCUUAAUGAGCAUGCUGAAGGUCAAGGCAACCUGGAGUCAGAGCCCAUACACCAGGAGUCUCCAGCAAGAAGUAGUCCUGAAAUACUGCCUUCUGGUGUGACUGAUGAUAAUGAAGUGGCGACAACAGCUGUUAAUGAGAAAGUUUGCCCUGAAUUUAGUAGUGACAGACAUUCAAAAGAGGGAGAUCCAUUUAAUGUAGAAUCAAGUUCACUGACAGAUCCAGUUGCAGAUACAAACUUGGAUUUUUUCCAGUCUGAUCCUUUUGUUGGCAGUGAUCCUUUCAAGGAUGAUCCUUUUGGAAAAAUUGAUCCGUUUGGAGGUGAUCCUUUCAAAGGUUCAGAUCCAUUUGCAUCUGACUGUUUCUUCAAGCAGUCUUCUGCUGACCCUUUUGCCACUUCAAGUACUGACCCUUUCAGUGCAGCCAGCAAUAGCAGUAAUACAUCGGUAGAAACAUUGAAGUACAAUGAUCCUUUUGCUCCUGGUGGAACAGUUGUUGUUGCAGCAAGUGAUUCAGCCACAGAUCCCUUUGCUUCUGUUUUUGGAAGUGAAUCAUUUGAAGAUGGAUUUGCUGACUUCAGCACAUUGUCAAAGGUCAACAACGAAGAUCCUUUUAGUUCAGCCACAUCGAGCUCUGUCAACAAUGUGGUCAUUAAAAAAAAUGUGCCUGAGGAAACAUCGGUCAAAAGUGAAGAUGUACCUCCAGCACUGCCACCAAAGAUUGGAACUCCAACAAGACCCUGCCCACCACCACCUGGGAAAAGACCCAUCAACAAAUUGGAUUCUUCUGAUCCUUUUAAACUGAAUGAUCCAUUUCAGCCUUUCCCAGACAAUGAUAGCCCCAAAGAAAAAGAUCCUGAUAUGUUUUGCGAUUCAUUCACUUCUACUACUACUACCACUACCAAUAAAGAGGCUGACCCAAGCAAUUUUGCUAACUUCAGUGCUUAUCCCUCUGAAGAAGAUAUGAUUGAAUGGGCCAAGAGGGAAAGUGAGAGAGAGGAAGAGCAGAGGCUUGCCCGACUAAAUCAGCAAGAGCAGGAAGACUUAGAACUGGCUAUCGCACUCAGCAAAUCUGAGAUAUCAGAAGCAUGAAGAAUUCGCCUGUCCUUUGUCAACCAUACAAUAUUCUUCUUCCUGAAUACUGAAGCUCUUUACAGUGUGUAUCAAAACUACCUAUGAGCAUGGG